This is a messenger RNA of Pieris macdunnoughi, 1761 nucleotides long. The record is from the annotation of a GenBank genome assembly. NCBI's taxonomy places the organism in Eukaryota, Metazoa, Arthropoda, Insecta, Lepidoptera, Pieridae.
AUGGAUCAAGAAAAACCAGAAAGUACUAUGAAUCACGGAAAGAGAUCACGACCUUUGUUAUUGCAACCAAACGCCAAGAUUCCCAGAUUAUCAGCAUAUGCAAACUCUACAUCUAGUUCAGUGCUAAAGAAUUCAAAGAAAGCAUCGUCUCACUCAAAGAAGAUAAAGGUGUUGUAUAACGCUACUGAUGUUCCAGCCCCUGGCACACCUGUUCCCGACAAGGUUGUACGUAAAGCUGGGCCAUAUUUACUUGGGCCAAAAUUGGGUCCUAGUCCAGUUAAGAGCAUUGUACAGUGCCUGGCACGCAAGGAGAAAAGUGACGAUUUCUAUCAAAUAAAAAUACUUACGUUAAAGCCUGAGGGGCAGCCUGAAACACAAGAUGAUAGACAGGGGAAAAUGCUGUUACAUACAGAGUAUUCAUUAUUAUCAUUAUUAGAGGAUCGGGAUGGUGUGGGACAUCACCAUGGACUUUUUAAGGAUCAUGCUCUAGAAGAAGCGCCCAACCCAAAUGGACCUGGUUUUAUUUAUACUGGUAGGGUGCGACAGAGGCUCUUUCUGGUGCUUGACUGUGUCAGUGCCCACCAAUUUAGUGAAAAAGGGAGCGAGUUAAUUAAUUUACAACAGUAUGUUACAAAAGUCAAGAAAGUACCUGAAAAAGAGGCAAUUUUGAUAUUCUAUGAUAUUGUGAGAGUAGUUGCUAAUUUACAUAAGAGAAACAUAGUACACAGAGAUCUAAAAUUAGGCAAUAUUGUAUUAAACCAAAGGACAGGACGGGUGAUUUUAACAAAUUUCUGUUUAGGAACACAUCUUGGCAGUGAUAGAGACUUAUUAAAGGAUCAGAGAGGAUCUCCAGCGUACAUAUCACCAGAUGUUCUAAUGUGUAAGCCUUACUUAGGCAAGCCAUCAGAUAUGUGGGCAUUAGGAGUUGUUCUAUACACAAUGUUGUAUGGACAAUUUCCAUUCUGUGAUACAAGUCUAGCCCAGUUAUUUAGUAGGAUACAAGCUGCAAACUAUAAUAUACCACCGGAUGGCAACCCAGUCCAUGUUUCUGACAACACAGUUUUUCUCAUACAGAGGCUGUUGGUAAAGGAUCCUAAACAUAGACUUGUCGCCGAUCAGGUGCUAGACCAACUAUCUAGUAUUAUAGCUAGUUAUGUGGUUGUGCCAAAUCCACCGGAAGAUCUGCAAGUCGUUCCAGAUAUUCCGCUAGAGGAGGUGAAAGAGAAACCGUCUGAGAAAAGUAGCGAUUUGGAGAGGAAACCACUUUUCUCGGAUGCAGAGAGAACGCCCAAUUCUAGUGACGAGUUAGGCGUAUACUGCGUUCCGUUACCAGAUUUCCUAGCCUUAAAUUUCCCUUCCCCAACCCGCGUUCAACAAAACAGUAUUCUGAUUCACCCCACAACAGACAACCACACGACCAAGCAAAUUUCCAUACAACGAAUAGGCCGCGACGCGCGUCCCCUUCAGCCGAACGAAAUAGCUCGAUAUCAACAUCUAUUUUCCCGCAAUCAAGAAAACUCGAGAAUCCGAAAUUUAGCACAACGCAUUCCGCGUCUAAGCUCUGUUCCGUCAACGUCGAAUUCGGAAUUCCGCGCGAUUCCAUGGCCCGAACGGAGAAUCGAUAGAUUAGAUUCGGAUUACGUUUUGCGUAUUGCGGAUUCGAGACGGAUUAUGAACCCGCCUCAGAUACACUCGGUUAAUCCGGAAGCGGUUGUUAAUAACCCCCGAGCGCCUACUGACAAUGAUCUCGAAUAUAAUUAA